GGGGCAGUUAUCUCGUCGGACCGUUUGUGGAUCGUGACGUGGUGAUUGGUCGCUAAACUGCAUAGUGAAAACUACAGUCAGCGUUAAGUACAUCGUGAUUAGGUCGCCGGACGCCAGCUGAACAUUUUAAAGAGUUUUAGUUUAUGUGGAAUAAAAAGUUUAUUGCGUUGUUUUGAAGGGAGCCGAAGUAUUUGCUGCUGAUUUGUCUGAUUAUCGGGGUGUGUGAUCCUUUUUUUUGUGUCUGGCUGAGCAGAACUGAACCGGCGGCAGCAUGAAGCUUUACAGCCUCAGCAUCCUCCACAAAGGAGCGACCAAAGCCAACCUCCUCAAAGCGGCCUAUGACCUCUCCUCCUUCAGCUUCUUUCAGCGCUCUAGUAUUCAAGAGUUCAUGACCUUCACCAGUGCCUUGAUUGUUGAACGGACAACACAAGGAAGCCGUGCCUCUGUCAAGGAACAAGAAUACCUGUGCCAUGUGUAUGUAAGAAACGACAAUCUGAGUGCUGUGGUGAUCGCGGAUACUGAAUACCCACAGAGAGUCUGUUUCACAUUGCUAGACAAGGUAUUAGAGGAGUUCUCCAGACAAGUCGACAGUAUAGAUUGGCCCUCUGGUAAUCCUGAAACCAUAAACUACAAAGCCCUGGAUAUUCACCUCUCUAAAUACCAGAACCCCAGGGAAGCAGAUGCAAUGACCAAAGUGCAGGCAGAGCUGGAUGAGACGAAGAUCAUUUUGCACAACACCAUGGAAAGUCUGUUGGAGAGAGGAGAAAAACUGGAUGAUCUUGUGCAAAAAUCAGAGCACCUUGGAAACCAGUCGAAAGCCUUCUACAAGACCGCACGGAAACAGAACUCAUGCUGUGAAAUCAUGUGAUGCCGCCGCCUCGUCCUUGUGGACACGCCUCUCUCUGCCUUUCUGCUUUUCCUACAACUCCCAUCAUGCACCUGCCACCAGCUCUCAACACAAAAGACAGGACGGACGCCGUCUAAUCCAGGAUGGGGCGCCGGGAUAAGAGCGAGAAAUGGUGGAAGGUGGCGGCCCGUCGGAGCGUGAUCUGUCUGGAUUGUGGCUGAUGGGGGCUGCAGGAGUGAUGGGGUUUGGUCGGGGGAAGAAGUAACACUCAAAUUAUUUUUAACCUUUCAAACGGUAAACAUCUGUGUGGUGUUUCAAUACCAGCUGAGGACAUAAUAGUGUGAUGUGUAGUGGUGAUGUAUUGUUGAAACGUCUUCAAACCAUUUAAUGUUAUUCAGAUUCAGUCCGAUCUUAACAGUUUGAUUUCAAAGAGUAUUAACAACAGAUGUGCUUCUGCUUUAAGGCAACUCUGACAAUCUCCCAGUCUUAUCUUGUGUAUUCAUAAAGUACGUCACGGUAAGGGUUCAACUGUUCUCAUUGCUGUCCACUAGGUGGCGUGCUUAUUUACUUAAACGUUCCCAUGAGCCUCAAAACCAAGGUCGAUCUAAAAACUACUGUGAGCCAAGACAGCAAGUGGCUGAUCAAAGUCUCACUGAAUUUUAUUUUGAAACGCGUUCGCUCGACUGGAAUAAAUUACCAGACUUCUUUGCUUUUUUUCUGUCUCAUAGUGUUAAAUGAAAUCUUAAAACAUUCCUGCUUUGACUGAGUGUGUUAUUGAUUGAUGUUGCAUCUUAAAGCUGAUGAGAAAAUGAGAGAAUAGGUCUUCUUCAUAGAUGCAGCCUUAUUGCUGCGUGGCUGACAUGUGACUCCUCCCUGUCCUGUUUAAACAUUAUGUUGUCUCAUGAGAAGGAUUCUCCAUUUACUUGGUGUACUGUAGACACACUUUUCACUCUGAUAGCGAGCACACAGGACACUUAAACAGGUUGUUACAGUUGCAAAGCCCACAGGGCUCGCCUGUACCUCUCAAACCUGGGAUCACUGAUAUCAUCUGUUGUAAGUGCAGUGAUUCUGGGAAUCCUCUGGUGUUGUUGCAGCCCCUGGCCCAGAGUUCCUCCUGAAACGAGUGUAAAGCGACUGAUUUCAAAUCGCAGUCUUAUUUUAAGACACUCCACAGCUGACUUUUCUUUUUUUUUUUUUUUUUGGACUGUCAGCACUGUUUGUAUUUAGUCUGACUGGUAGAGUUUUCUUUCUUCAGGAGCUUCUGAUCAGUUUAAGAUAAAUGCCUUGGGUUGUGUAUUUUAGAUGUUUCUCUGCUAGCUUUCAGCUGUAUGCGUGUAUGGUUUGCCGAUAUACAACAUCUGCAGGCUGCAUUGAUGUUGAGUGCCUGUGUGUGAGGACUGUAGUGUGUUUGUGUGUGUGAUCUGAAUUGCUCUUUCUGCUUUUACAGUGUAAACUUUUGUGCAAUAUCUCUGCAGACUGUUGGUGUUUGUCCUUCUCUAACAAGGAGAGAACAAAUGGAACUAUUUCUCACUAAGGACAUUAAAUUGACCUUUGUAUUUGCUAUUCUUACAACUGAUUUCCAUGUGAAGCGUGCCCAGGGUUGUUUCUGAUGUAAUUGUUCAGAUUCUGCUUUUCAAAAUUUCCAAUUAAUGUGCUGAAUUUGAAAAACUUUGCUGUAGCUCUUUGCAGGUCAUGUGUUGCUGACCAGUGUGUUAAUCAGUCUGCAUUAAACAUUUCGAUCCAGAUGUGAGUUGCACAUUCAAAACUUCAGAUAAUAAACUGUUCUUUUCUGUCUGUAUUAACAUUUUUGUUCAAACACUGAUUGUGUACAGAACGUGUAAUCUUGCUCAGAUAAACACUAACAAUGGCG
This is a messenger RNA of Acanthopagrus latus (yellowfin seabream), 2717 nucleotides long. RefSeq names its product YKT6 v-SNARE homolog (S. cerevisiae) (gene ykt6). Bases 272 to 868 code for a protein of 198 amino acids. The record is from RefSeq and is a predicted model, not a curated record. NCBI's taxonomy places the organism in Eukaryota, Metazoa, Chordata, Actinopteri, Spariformes, Sparidae. Gene Ontology annotation, molecular function: SNAP receptor activity. The transcript is spliced from 8 exons. Gene Ontology annotation, cellular component: Golgi apparatus. Gene Ontology annotation, biological process: endoplasmic reticulum to Golgi vesicle-mediated transport.